This is a messenger RNA of Magallana angulata, 1277 nucleotides long. RefSeq lists its product as uncharacterized. Gene Ontology annotation, molecular function: dioxygenase activity. The transcript has a single exon. NCBI's taxonomy places the organism in Eukaryota, Metazoa, Mollusca, Bivalvia, Ostreida, Ostreidae. The coding region runs from base 150 to 1139 and encodes 329 amino acids. The record is from RefSeq and is a predicted model, not a curated record.
GUCAUGUCUUGUUUACGUUGUCCAAAUAACUCCAUGACUUGAGAUCUGCUUUAUCAAUACAGACCCAGACUGUUCGGCACAAAGUUUAUCAGUUAUUCAUACUGUAUAGUCUAACACACAUAGAGCUCGAUCAAAGGAAAACGUUUGAAAUGUCAUCGCUAGAAUAUUUUGAUAUACCAGUACUUGAUUUUGAGGAGGCCCUCAGGAACCCAGGCCCCGGAGGAGAGAGUGUUGUGAGCGCUCUGCAGGGGGCGGGGUUCAUGGGCCUUGUCAAUAUCCCCGGAUUUAAUGUGGACAAACUCAGACAAUGUUGUCAGUGGUUUUUCAGUCAGUCCUGGGAAGUUAAAUCUUCUCUCAUGAAGAAAUCUUUUAACAGUAAAAGCCGGAAUGUGUAUCGAGGAUAUUUUCCAGUCCUGGAGAAUUCACCGAGUAGAAAAGAAGGCUUCGAGAUUGGCGCCGAUAUCCCAGCAGAUGAUCCCGACAUGAUCAGUGGAAACUGGUUUUAUGAAAAGUCCAUCUGGCCCCCAGAAAAUGGAGACUUCAAGUUCAAGGCCACCAUGUUGGAGGCUUAUGACCAACUGCAUCAGAUAGCCAUGGACAUUUUGAAGCUAGCUUCUAUAGGAUUGGGGUUCAAAGAAAAUUGUUUUGAGUAUCUGUUUAGGGACAAGCCUUGCUCGACAUUCAGACUGCUACAUUAUCCUCCCUGGGAAGGAAGUCCGCCAGACAACGCUGUCCUAGACGAAGGUAAGGCGGUCACAACCCCGGUACACACCGAUUCCUGCUUUCUGACUCUCCUAGCAACCUUUCAAUAUCACGGACUGGAAGUUCUGACGCCAGAGGGCACGUGGCUGCCUGUUCAACCAAUCGCUGACGGUCUCGUUAUGAAUGUUGGUGACGUUCUAAGCCGAAUGGUUGGAGGUCGGUUUGUUGCCACUCAACACAGAGUCCUUGACAUUGGAGUGGACAGGUUUUCUGUGCCGUUUUUCUUGGAACCUCGCUUUGAUGCCGAUAUAAGUGUGAAUGUAUUGAAUGAAUCCAAGGAUGAACAUUCUGGAACAAUUGUUAAAUAUGGUCCUUGGGUUUUAAAACGAAUGGAAGAAAAGGGAUUUUUCGAAUUUAAAAACCUUCCCAAGUUUUAAAUUCAUAUCAUUAAAAAAAUAACUCUACUGCUUGCACAGACAACACAUGCAGAUAUUACAUUUGUAUUGCAUACAUGUAGUCAAUAUUAGAAUAAUUUGAGAUUUAGACAAAUGAAAACGUUUCGUAAUACUGUUCAU